UCCUCAUACUUUCCGUUUGUGUUAAUUGUGUCGCCUCGAAUUUACUUUCGAUCAAAACCCUUUCAGUGACCACAAAAACAUUUUCUCUUCCACACCCAACAACUAUCAAUCAUGUUCCUUCCAUCAAGAAAAUCCAUAACCAUAUCCAUCAUUAUCCUCCUCCUCAAUCAAACAACAACAACAUUAGUCUCAUCAAAAUGCACUUGUGAUGACAAUUCAAAUGACAACAAUAAUGUUUCUGAGGCACUAAAGUACAAACUAAUAGCCAUGACAACAACACUAGUUGCUAGCAUAAUUGGUGUGUGUCUUCCAAUCAUGGCGAAGAACUACAGAUACCUUAACCCAGAGAAUGAUUUCUACUUCUUGGUGAAAUCAUUUGCUGCUGGUGUGAUCCUAGCAACAGGGUUCAUCCACAUUCUUCAUGAUGCAUUUGAGAAUCUAACAAACCCUUGUAUUGGUGAAAAGCCUUGGGGGUUGUUUCCGUUUUCUGGGUUUGUGGCAAUGCUUGCAGCAAUUGGGACACUCAUCAUGGAAGCUUUGCUUACUGGCUACCAUAAAAGGUCUGAAUUGAUGAAAGCUCAGCCUCUGGAAGAUGAGGAUGAAGAAGUUCAUCAUCACCAUCAUGGUGCUGGUGGUGGUAACGUUCUUAACCCUGCUCUUCCGUCGUCAAACAGAUUAGAUUCGCCGGAAGAUUCGCCCGAUCAUCUUCGAAAUUCUAUAGUCUCUCAGAUUUUGGAGUUAGCUAUUGUUGCGCAUUCAAUCAUUGUUGGAGUGUCUCUUGGGGUGUCCCAAAGUCCUAACACAAUCAAGCCUCUGGUAGCUGCCUUGAGUUUUCAUCAAUGCUUUGAAGGCAUGGGACUUGGUGCCUGCAUUUCCCAGGCACAAUUUAAAAAUUAUACAGUUGUAAUUAUGGUACUAUUCUUUUGCUUCACAAUCCCAACCGGAAUUGGGGUUGGUAUUGGUAUAUCAAAAAUCUACAAUGAAGGCAGUCCAAAGGCUUUAAUAGUUGAAGGGAUUCUGCUAUCAGCAUCCGCAGGGAUUCUAAUUUACAUGGCUCUUGUUGAUCUUCUUGCUUCCGACUUUAUGAACCCUAAAAUGCUAAGGAGUCUUAGGCUCCAACUUGCUGCAAUUCUUGCACUUCUUGUGGGAGUCAUUUGUAUGUCGCUCUUGGUCUUGUGGGAAGGAGCAUAG
Arachis stenosperma is the source of this 1191-nucleotide messenger RNA. RefSeq names its product zinc transporter 1-like. The record is from RefSeq and is a predicted model, not a curated record. The transcript has 3 exons. Gene Ontology annotation, cellular component: plasma membrane. Bases 112 to 1191 code for a protein of 359 amino acids. NCBI's taxonomy places the organism in Eukaryota, Viridiplantae, Streptophyta, Magnoliopsida, Fabales, Fabaceae. Gene Ontology annotation, biological process: zinc ion transmembrane transport. Gene Ontology annotation, molecular function: zinc ion transmembrane transporter activity.